Messenger RNA from Drosophila takahashii, 2468 nucleotides. RefSeq names its product glycine--tRNA ligase (gene GlyRS). Gene Ontology annotation, molecular function: glycine-tRNA ligase activity; ATP binding. The record is from RefSeq and is a predicted model, not a curated record. Gene Ontology annotation, biological process: mitochondrial glycyl-tRNA aminoacylation. Gene Ontology annotation, cellular component: mitochondrion; cytoplasm. NCBI's taxonomy places the organism in Eukaryota, Metazoa, Arthropoda, Insecta, Diptera, Drosophilidae.
UUUCAGCAGCAGCCAAUUGGACGUUUUAUUACAUAAAUUCGCGUUUUCCGGCUGGAAAAGUAAAGGUUUCUCUAUGUCAUUGCAGUUGUUGAAAGCGCUAACCCACCUGCGCAGCGCCACCUCAGCCGUGAGAAGUCAGAUAGCGAGAAAAACGUGGAGCGAGCACAUUGCCACGAAAGUCUUUUUUGGCACGAACACCACUCCCGCCUCCGCCGCCGCAUCACCACCCACUCAAACUUGGGGCGCCAAGAAGCAGAAUAGAAAGGUCAAGCUAAGAUCCGCAGCAGCUGCCGAGUUCAUCAUGUCGAAUCCGGAGAUCGAGGCCCAGUUGGCUCCUCUGCGGGAGCGGGUUCAGGAGCAGGGCAACCUGGUGAGGGAUCUCAAGGCCAAAGGAGCAGCCGAGCUGGACGUCAAGAAGGCGGUGGCCGAGCUGAAGGCACGCAAGAAGCUGCUGGAGGACAAGGAGCUCGCUUUGACCCCCAGCGUAGUUAGCUUCGAUCGCGCCAAGAUGGAGGAUCUCCUCAAGCGGCGCUUCUUCUACGACCAGAGUUUCGCUAUUUAUGGCGGCAUCACUGGGCAGUAUGACUUUGGUCCCAUGGGCUGUGCCCUCAAAUCCAACAUCCUGGCCCUGUGGCGUCAGUAUUUCGCGCUCGAGGAGCAAAUGCUGGAGGUGGACUGCUCUAUUUUGACCCCCGAACCCGUGCUGAAGGCCUCUGGUCACGUGGAGCGCUUCGCCGAUUUGAUGGUCAAGGACACGAAGACCGGCGAAUGCUUCCGCCUGGAUCAUCUCAUCAAGCAGGCUCUGGAGAAGCUUUCCAAGGCCAAGGAGGCCACCGCCCAACUGCAGGCCGAGUGCGAGGACAUCAUCAUCAAGCUGGAUGGCCUGAACAAGCAGGAAUUGGCCGAUGUGCUGGCCAAGUACAAUAUAAAAUCCCCCUUAACUGGCAACGAUUUGACCGAGCCCAUUGAGUUCAACCUAAUGUUCGCCACCCAAAUCGGACCCACUGGCCUGGUGAAGGGCUUCCUGCGACCGGAAACCGCCCAGGGCAUCUUUGUGAACUUCAAGCGGCUGCUGGAAUUCAAUCAGGGCAAGCUUCCCUUUGCCGUGGCCCAGAUUGGCAACUCUUUCCGCAACGAAAUCUCACCCAGAUCGGGUUUGAUUCGUGUGCGUGAGUUCACCAUGGCGGAGAUUGAGCAUUUCUGCGAUCCCGUGUUGAAGGAUCAUCCCAAAUUCGGUAAUGUCAAGGCGGAGAAGAUGACCCUCUAUUCGGCCUGCAAUCAGAUGGACGGAAAGUCCGCCAGUCAAGUGGAAAUUGGCGUAGCUGUGGCGCAGAAACUGGUGGCCAACGAGACGCUGGGCUAUUACAUGGCCCGCAUCCAGCAGUUCCUCCUGGCCAUCGGCAUCAAGGCGGAGUGCCUGCGUUUCCGCCAGCACAUGUCCAAUGAGAUGGCUCACUAUGCCUGCGAUUGCUGGGACGCCGAGAUUCUCACCUCCUACGGUUGGGUGGAGUGCGUGGGCUGUGCCGAUCGCAGUGCCUACGAUUUGGGUCAGCACACGGCGGCCACCGGAGUGCGACUCGUCGCCGAGAAGCGUCUGCCGGCGCCCAAAACCGUCGAGGUCAGCGAAAUUGUGCCCAACAAGCAGGCUUUGGGCAAGACUUUCAAGAAGGAGGCCAAGAACAUUACGGAUGCCUUGGCCAAGCUGUCGCUGGAGGAGAUUACUCAGGUGGAGCAGGAGUUAUCCACCAAUGGUCAAUACAAGCUGACCACAGCCGAUGGUCAGAGCCACGAGCUCGGCAAGGAGACCAUCAGUGUGAAGCACUCGUCGAAAACGGUGCAUGUGGAGGAGUUUAUCCCCAGCGUGGUGGAGCCCUCCUUUGGUAUUGGUCGCAUCAUGUACUCCCUGCUGGAGCACAGUUUCCAGUGUCGCGAUGGCGACGAGCAGCGCUGCUACUUCACCCUGCCCCCGUUGGUGGCGCCCAUCAAGUGCUCCAUCCUCCCGCUUUCCAACAAUGCGGAUUUCCAACCGUACACACAGAAACUUUCUUCUGCGUUGACCAAGGCGGAACUGUCGCACAAGGUGGACGAUUCCAGCGGCUCCAUUGGCCGGCGAUAUGCGCGCACGGAUGAGAUUGCCAUUCCCUACGGCAUCACCGUCGACUUUGACACGCUGAAGGAGCCGCACACGGUGACGCUGCGGGAUCGCAACUCGAUGAAGCAGGUGCGCGUCGGUCUGGAGGAGGUUGUGGGCGUGGUCAAGGACCUGGCGACGGCGAGAACCUCCUGGGAGAAGGUCACCGAGCAGUAUCCCCUGUUCGAGCAGCAGGAGGCCAGCAAGUAACUGGAUUAUUAUGACCGACGAGUUUCUCACGCUUGACACGCAUUUACCGAGUCGAAACCGUUUUCUAUUUCUUUUAUACCUACGCUUAAAAUUGAAUAAACAUGCAACAUUUAAUGCUUCGCAGGCU